CUGUUUAGAUCCCUCCAAGCAAUAACCAACAAUUUCCUUUCGAAGAACUAUUCAACAUCCAAGAAAGCAAUUGUCUACGUGACCGGAACAACCAGCUGGGAUACCGAUCCAAUCCAGUUCAUGAAGCAAGUGGCACAGCAGUAUGGUGCCAAGCCCGUGGCCGUCCAGUGGACGUCUGGAGCGAGUCAAAGCUCACUGACGUCACUCACCGGUGGUUCCGCUUGUGUUAACACCUUCUCAAAUCGUGCCACUGCGGCCACUUGGCUCCAGACGAAAUUGUGCAAAUCGUUCUGCAUGUAG
Molecule: messenger RNA, 300 nt
Organism: Cooperia oncophora
Lineage: Eukaryota; Metazoa; Nematoda; Chromadorea; Rhabditida; Trichostrongylidae
Source: the annotation of a GenBank genome assembly